GGAACAAGAUACAAAGCUUCGGAAAUCUGCGCACUGAGCAGCAUACUCAAGCUACUCAAGCCAUUCUGGUUCUCUCCUUGCGGAAAAGUGCGAAGAAGCCACUGCAACGAGUGCCAUCUUCAGGCUGAGCCGCAACAACCGGGCCCAUGGAUGUUCCUGAGGUUGGAGAGCCUCCUCGCUUUCUCUUGUUGCUGCCACCGGUCCCAUCAUCAACAGAUGCCUCCGCGCUGAAAACGGCUUAUGCGGAUACCAUCAGUCAAGUGCUCAAAGAAGUCGCAGGUCACUCCGCCGAUCAUCCUAAAGCUUCAGUGUUAGAGAUUGCAUUGGCCUGUCCGCAUCUUGUCGGCGCACAGUACGCACCACGAUCUAGUCUAUAUGAUCAGACUCAAUCGCUGGUGGCAGGCGUUUACAAGCUCAUCACUGUGAUAGCUGCGCAGGAAAACGUCAACAUCGAAGAUGCUGAAGGCGUUGACCCCAGGGUGAUCUUGGUAGCAUGGUCUCCUGACGCAUCAAGUUCAGAACGCAUACGGGAACCUUAUGGACCUGUGAUUGAUCUCGAAACUCUAGCCAAAUCUGCUCGUCAAUGGCAGUAUGCCUUUGGCGUAGAGUCCGAGGCAGGCGAGAACAUGGUAAGGGCCUUUGUUCAGAUGAAAGGGGCCGAGAUCGAUGUCGAGCGCGUUCACAACGAUCCACCAGCUCAAACAGUAUCGGCCUCGGAGCAUGAUGUCAAGGCCACUGCGCCAGGGCAACCAAAACACCAGAAACACUACGAUGUCGCUGUUGGUGGCACGUGGGAUCAUCUUCACAUUGGCCACAAGCUGCUCAUAACAAUGACCAUGUUCGCGGUUGAUGUGAGAGAUGCCUCUGAACAGCGUUCGGCAACGAUUGGUAUUACUGGAGAUCAAUUACUGGUGAACAAGAAGCAUGCAAAUCUGGUGGAGAGCUGGGUAGAUCGUCAAAAGGCAGUCGCGACGUUCUUCAACGCGAUUGUCGAUUUCUCAACACCUGCCACCAGAGGCCAGCGGCACGCGAGCAUUCAAGAUGAUCCUGGGCCUAAUGGCAAAUCGAUCGACAUCCACUACCCCAGCGGCUUGAUUGUCAAAUGCACGGAAAUUCAAGAUCCCUUCGGCCCCACGAUUACGAAAGAGGAGAUAUCUGCCCUCGUGCUCAGUGCAGAGACGAGAUCGGGAGGGAAAGCUGUGAAUGACAAGCGGCGCGAACAGGGAUGGGCGGAACUUGAUAUUUUUGAGGUCGAUGUGCUCGACGCGGAUGAGGAUGGCGAAGGAGGUACUUCGAAGGAGGGAUUCGACAGCAAGAUUAGCAGCACGGCAAUUCGGGAGAAGUUGGCAAGAAAAGGCAAAAUGUAAUCUCGUAGCCCGUAUAAGUCGCAUGGUCGCUGGCCAGGCUGGCCAGGUUGAAUGCAUGCACAACUCUCGAGUGCGAACGACGCUCGGCAAUGCGGUGUAGAAGGCUGAAGUUAGUGGCCACUAGAUCUUGCGCCAUUGAUGCAUACGACCGGAGUUGCACAGCUGUAUCAGUGUGCCUACAUGUCAAGCGUGCAUGAACACCCAGUAGAG
Messenger RNA from Cercospora beticola, 1577 nucleotides. It is a transcript of the gene CAB4, whose product is annotated as putative pantetheine-phosphate adenylyltransferase. Gene Ontology annotation, molecular function: dephospho-CoA kinase activity. The record is from RefSeq and is a predicted model, not a curated record. Gene Ontology annotation, biological process: coenzyme A biosynthetic process. NCBI's taxonomy places the organism in Eukaryota, Fungi, Ascomycota, Dothideomycetes, Mycosphaerellales, Mycosphaerellaceae.